Melampsora larici-populina 98AG31 is the source of this 315-nucleotide messenger RNA. RefSeq lists its product as uncharacterized. Gene Ontology annotation, cellular component: ubiquitin ligase complex. Gene Ontology annotation, biological process: protein ubiquitination; ubiquitin-dependent protein catabolic process. Lineage: Eukaryota; Fungi; Basidiomycota; Pucciniomycetes; Pucciniales; Melampsoraceae. The record is from RefSeq and is a predicted model, not a curated record. Bases 1 to 315 code for a protein of 104 amino acids. The transcript has a single exon. Gene Ontology annotation, molecular function: ubiquitin-ubiquitin ligase activity.
AUGUUAGAUUAUAAUCUUGAAACCCUUGCAGGACCAAAAUGUCAAAGUUUACAAGUCAAAGAUCCAGAUAAAUUUAAUUUUUAUCCUAAAAAAUUAUCAACUGAUAUAUUAAGUAGCCCUGCUACAAGUAUCAUGUCUCAAAGUGAAAUUGAAGAAUUACAAGCAAUUCCACAGUUCUUAGUUGAGGAGAAGAAUUUUGUAACCCUGUCAAACUCAAGACAUCAAUGUGUUCUGGGUACAUGGAAGCUACUUGUUGUAGGCUGUCUCACGCCUACGUGCCACAACUGCAGCUCAGUGCCAACCGGACUGCUAUAA